UCAAAACAUUUCACGAAAAAUCACACAAAUUUUACAAUUUUUCCUUAAAAAUACAGAAAAUUAAAAGAUAUAAAUUAUGCCAUUGCCUGCUGCUUUGUUAGAACGUCUCAAGAAACGAGGAAUUGUUAACGAAAAAGCAACAUCUCAAAACGAAAAGAAACUUCCUCAAAAUGAUUCUGAAUCCGAUUCCGAAGCUUCGGAAGAACAUUAUUCAGAUGAGGAGGAAAUUAUAGCUGAAGAUUAUGACGACAAUCCGGAUCAAUUCGAAUAUCAGUCAAAGCCGAAGGAGAAUUUGUGGAAAUUACGCUUGAAAAGUCGAAUUGCUGUCGAAAAUGACUAUUUAGGACACAAGGGAUGCCCAAACAAGUACAAUAUUUUCCAUCGUUGCACAAUUUACUGUUUGGAGCAUUGGAAAGAGGGCAUUUUGGAGCCAUCUGAUGCUUAUAUGGUGCGUUAUAAGCGCCUUAUCGAUCGAUAUCCUCUUCCAAAAGCAUGGACUCCCGUUUACGACGUCGGUAUUGGAGCAUUUUACUUUUGGAAUGAAGAUGAACAAGUUGUCUCAUGGCUUCCUCCGUCACAUCCAAAGGCGAAAAUAUCUAAAACUGCUGCGGUAUUGCGACGUGAAAUGGAUUUAGUUGAACCGCCAAUAACGACGGAUGAUGGUGUUCCAAAAUUAUUUAUUACAAAGUCAAAACCCAUCAAUGAAUAUGAUGAAAAGUUACAACCGCCUGUUGUUCGUCCUCCAAAACCGAAGCCUCAGCCGAAACAACCGAAAUGGAAUCGAAAGUCUCGCGCCGAAUUAGCACCGAAUGAUCCAAUGGAUCCGAGUUCUUAUUCAGAUUCGUGCCCUCGCGGUACAUGGAGUAGCGGAUUAGAGGGAACAGAGAAAAAAGGCGUCGAUUCAACUGUUAGCGGGUCAGGAUUUCAACAAAGACCAUAUCCGAAUCCGGGAGCUGUAUUGGCAGCAAAUCGUGGGCGAGGAAGAUCACGAAGUCGUUCACGUUCAAGAAGUCGUUCACGCGAACGAGACGAUCGUCGACGAAAUGAUCGACGAGACGACAGAAGAAGACGAUAA
Molecule: messenger RNA, 1075 nt
Organism: Culicoides brevitarsis
Lineage: Eukaryota; Metazoa; Arthropoda; Insecta; Diptera; Ceratopogonidae
Gene: PQBP1
Product: polyglutamine-binding protein 1
Exons: 2
Coding region: 77-1075 (332 amino acids)
Molecular function (GO): protein binding
Source: RefSeq, a predicted model, not a curated record